CCAAUCUCCAUUAAUUAUUGAGUCAUUGGCAGAGUUCGUUGUCAAGCAAGUAGUUGAGAGAGCUGCUGGAACAAGAACCAACACAAAACACGGCAUUUUACUAGAGUCUUUAUCUUCUAAGACCGGACAAGACCACAAACGAAGACCACCUUCAAAUUUCAAGCGUGAUUGAAGAUACAAGAUGGGUAAAAACAGCGGUUGGGGCAAGCGGCCCAACUAUGGGGUGCGACAUAAUGACGGCAAGCGACAUGACAAAGGCGUCCAUCACAGCGUAGACAAUGCCGCGAAGUCCAGCGGGUUUUCCAAGUCCAAUACCAAUUCGUCACAUGGAUCUCACAAUCGUUGGGAGUCGAAUCAGGGGAACGGUAAGUCGGUCGCCGUCGAUUUCUGGCGCAAUACUGGCACAGCAAAUUAAGACCAACACUACAUAUACAUAGAUAACUCAGUGAGUGUCAUCCAACAUCCAUUCUCAUGAUUUUCCUCUUCAUCGUCCCUCUCAGAUUUCGCUUCGGAAUUCUGCUGAGAAGAUAAAGUCAAUACGAAACGAACUAAGUCUAGCAUUCUAAGCAAAUGUCACACGCAAGGAGCCGGGGCAAAAAACUGUUACAGAAACGUAUCGCAAUCAAAGUUACAGCAGUCUCUGCAGUGGCUUUCAUCAAGGAUGGAAGACGAAGAAGUAGCGCUUCGGCCCCUAUGGAGUUGCGCCAGUAACGGACGAUACAACUUGUAUGUAAGUAUGCUAGUAGCAACGUUACCAUUCAAGACUCUAUUUUUUCGUUGGCUUCUUCUUUUUAUUUCCAUUUCAGCUCGUUUUUGCUUGAUUUCGUUGUUCAUCUUCUCAAUUGAUUCUUUGCGAGCAUCGUGCAUCAACAGCGUUAAAUAAAGUUGUAAGUGUACUAUUAGCAAUAGCAUGACAAGAGUAUCCCACCUUCUGAGUCCAAACUGAUGUCUGGGGACAAGACCACAGUGUCAGUCUAUGCUGGUAGUACCAGGGCUAGCCGUGGUUACCAAAUUUGCAAUUUCACAUGCAGAAAAAAUUCAAAUAUAAAUGAGAAGUAGAAGUAGAAUCGUAAGACUGAAUCUGAAAGGGUAACGAAAACGACCUAGCAUCUCCAACAACUUACCACAGCUGAAAGAAUUUUGUAUUUUUUGGCGCUGAUUAAAGUUGAUGGCUUUUAAAACAGAGUGUGAACGAGGUUGCCGGCUUGCUCUGACGCUAGAGCAUUCUCGAAGCAGAGUGGCGAAUCCAUCGGGCAAGUGUACUAUGCUG
Molecule: messenger RNA, 1270 nt
Organism: Amoebophrya sp. A25
Lineage: Eukaryota; Dinophyceae; Syndiniales; Amoebophryaceae
Source: the annotation of a GenBank genome assembly